AUGCCGCCUCACAUGCACCCGCGCUCGCGCAUGACCGCCUCGCUCUUCACCACCACCCUCAUGGUCUCGUUCCUCGUCGUCGCCGCCCCGCAUCUCAUACCCUGCCCCGUCGACCCACGCACACUCAACGACUCGGCCGAUCCCACCCGCAAGCGGAGAAGACGGCGCAUCCCUGAGCCUGAGGGCGACGAAGCCACCGACGCGCUGAGCAACGAGGCCACGAGGAAGAGGAUCGAAGACAAGUUCAGCCCCAAAAGGGAGUGUCCCAUCCCCAGGCCGGGCGGCCUGGUUGGACAGGUGCUGGGCAUGACGACAAGGGAGGACGUGCCAACGCCAGAGCCCAUCUCCAUCUCGAAGCACGUCCAGCAGACACUACGCAGCACGCGGGAGAGUGACGAUCCAUGA
This is a messenger RNA of Ascochyta rabiei, 405 nucleotides long. RefSeq lists its product as uncharacterized. The coding region runs from base 1 to 405 and encodes 134 amino acids. Gene Ontology annotation, cellular component: mitochondrial matrix. Gene Ontology annotation, biological process: mitochondrial respiratory chain complex IV assembly. The record is from RefSeq and is a predicted model, not a curated record. The transcript has a single exon. NCBI's taxonomy places the organism in Eukaryota, Fungi, Ascomycota, Dothideomycetes, Pleosporales, Didymellaceae.